AUGGCAUCUCCACUAGUUUCUCUACUCCUCAUCGGGAUCUGCUGUCUGGCCCUCGUCCACAAGUCCUCGGCUGUGUGUUGCGCCACCAAGGAGGAAGUGACCUUUACUAUGGAGAGGGGAAACUGCAAGGAUGUGGGAGGAUAUGCAGUCGGUCGCGACACUUGCGAACUCCUGAUCUGCGCCGAUGGACUGGCCCAGGUGGGCAUGUUUUGUGGCCAGGGAUCGUGCAACGUUUUUGGCUGCAACUGCGAUGGCGGAUGCUUGGAAGGCGACUGGUCCCGAACCUUUGCGGAGAGAUACGAAAUCUACGGAGUAAAAGUCAUCAAGGUUAACAGGAUGUCCCCUUACUAG
Molecule: messenger RNA, 351 nt
Organism: Drosophila suzukii
Lineage: Eukaryota; Metazoa; Arthropoda; Insecta; Diptera; Drosophilidae
Product: protein Diedel-like
Source: RefSeq, a predicted model, not a curated record